AUGCAACGGGGGAGACAGACAAAAUUAAGUAGAGGGGACUCUGAAAUGGAUGGGCCUUAUGAACGGAGAAAUGAAACGAUUAAACAUUUACGGAGGGUGUUAAAACGCAGCCCUUUUGUACGUGCCCGUUGGGGUAUUGGCAGCAAGGAGGUCAGUUUGUUACUGGACACUGGGGCUGAAGUCAGUUUAGUGGACGAAAGUGUCUUAACAAGUGAUGAGCGUAAGACAAUGAAAGAACCAGACACAAAACCGCCCCAGGGGGUGAGCGGUGAAGUCAUUAACAUUGUGGGUACCCUUACAAAAACAGAGAGAGUGGGUGGUCAAGUAGUAAGAAACUAUAAGUUCUUUGUGGUCAAGAACUGUUACAAAAUAUCUAGCAGGGAUUGA
Paramuricea clavata is the source of this 387-nucleotide messenger RNA. The record is from the annotation of a GenBank genome assembly. NCBI's taxonomy places the organism in Eukaryota, Metazoa, Cnidaria, Anthozoa, Malacalcyonacea, Plexauridae.